AUGUUCUGUUGCGGUUCAAAAAAGAAGAAAUCGAAGUAGUUUUUUGGAAUUUUAGGAAGAGUGCCAAGCCAGAGGAGCCAUCCACGAAUUCUGAUACGCAUUCUUUUAAGAAAGAAGAAGAAUCCCAAAAAGUUAAUGUUCCACCACCUGUCCCUGCAAAACCAAUGGACGAAGUUUUUAUUAAAACUAAUUCAAAUUAGGAAAUGUUGAGGAAAAUACAAGAGAUUAAAGACUUGCGUAAUCGUAGUUUAUAUGAAAAAAGGUAUUUAAAUCCUAAGUUCCUAGUGUUGAAUGUGAACAUGAUUAUAUCACUUAAUUGAUAAACAAAGAAAAUAUACAAGAGUAGUUUGCACUUGAUUUUACAUGGGCAGUUAAUUAUACAAAUCAUCUAAAAGGAAAAAAAACUGAAAUUUAAUCAAUAAACAAUUAAAACCUGAUUGGACCCAAUUAAUAAAUAAAAAGUGGAUUAAAAUAAGAUGUCGACUAUGUAGUUUUAAAUGAGCAAGCUUGGAACUUUGUAUACUAAAUGUAUCGAGGAGGUCCAGAAGUGAAACUCAUACAUCCAUCUAAACGAGAAUCUUAAGUUUAAUCUACUAGUCUUAAUAAUCCUCAAUCUAAGCCUCCAAAAUAACCAUAAUCUAUGAUAUAAACAUCAAGCAAUUCAAGAUUCAUUCAAUAAAAACCUAUGACUUAAACUGUUUCAGUCAUGGCAACUCCAAAAUCUGUUGAUAGACAAGUAUCAUAGACUAUGUAACCACAACCAAGAAAUGAUAGUGUUCAAAACUAUAGAUAAGUAAAUUAAGAAUAAAAAAGACCAUCAAUUUCUUAAGGUUAAAUACCAAUUAUUGGAUUGAGAAAUCCAAGAUAUUAUUGUUAUAUGAAUUCAGCUUUAUAAGUUCUUUUAAGUAUUGAUUCACUUACUGAAGGUAUUCUAGCUAUUCAACCAAAAUAUGGAUAAAAAUUCUUAACUUCAUAUUAAGAAUUAUUAAGAUCAGUAUUAUAUAUAUAUUUAUUGUUUACAGAUUAAAAGAUAAGGUUCUUUUUCUUCAAUUGCAGCUCAGAGUGUUUGGGAAGUUUGUUCUGGAAAAUUCCAAUUUAAUUAAUAAUAAGAUAGUCAUGAAUUUCUUUUGUUCUUUUUGGGAAAGAUUUAAGAAGAAUUAGUUGGGAAAUAUAAAAAUAAAUAAGAAUUCAAUUCAGCUGAAUAAGCUUGGAGUGAUUAUACAUCCAAAAAUCAAGAUAUUAUUGAUUUUAUUUUUGCAGGAUAAUCUACAAGUUAAUCUUAUUGUAAAUCAUGUAAUUAAGUUUGUGAAGGAUAUGAUCCAAUAUGGGAUUUGUCUUUAUCAAUUAAGUAAUAUUUAAUAUAGUAUUUUUAGUAAAUCAUAUACUGGUAUUGAUUUAAUGGAUUGUCUAAAAUCAUAUUAUAGAGAGGAAGUUAUUAAUGAUACUUGGAAAUGUGACAAGUGCAAAAAAACCAAUAAAUCAGUUAAAAGAAAGAUGUUUAUUAGUUAGACUCCUCAAUAUUUAAUUAUUUAAUUUAAAAGAUUUACUACUUUUCCAACAUCUCAAAAGAUUAAUGAUUCUAUUUCUUACACUGAAAAGUUGGACAUUUAAGAGUAAAUCAUAAAAUUUAUUUUUAGAUUCUGCUCUAAAGGGUUGCAAACUAAAUAUAAACUAAAAGCACUAAUAACUCAUAUGGGUUAGAUAAAUGGUGGACAUUAUAAGGCUUAUGCUGAAAGAUAUAAUAAUUGGUAUUAAUUUGAUGAUGAAACUGUAUCAAAAAUUAAUGGAAAAUAAUUAUCUGAUAGAUCAGCCUAUGUAUUGCUUUAUGAGAAAUAUUGA
Paramecium pentaurelia is the source of this 1839-nucleotide messenger RNA. NCBI's taxonomy places the organism in Eukaryota, Ciliophora, Oligohymenophorea, Peniculida, Parameciidae. The record is from the annotation of a GenBank genome assembly.